This is a messenger RNA of Oncorhynchus keta (chum salmon), 2612 nucleotides long. RefSeq names its product saccharopine dehydrogenase-like oxidoreductase. NCBI's taxonomy places the organism in Eukaryota, Metazoa, Chordata, Actinopteri, Salmoniformes, Salmonidae. The transcript has 12 exons. The record is from RefSeq and is a predicted model, not a curated record. The coding region runs from base 294 to 1577 and encodes 427 amino acids. Gene Ontology annotation, cellular component: mitochondrion; lipid droplet; plasma membrane. Gene Ontology annotation, biological process: glycolipid biosynthetic process.
GUGGUUAAUGAGAUCAAAUAACAUGUUAUAACCAAUACAAAAAUAUGUCUUUAAACUAGCAUAAAUAAAACGCUUAGUUUGUGCAUGUAGACUAUUUGCAUCACCGGUGUUUUGGUGAUUAGCUCAUUGCGUCGACCGAGCAGCAGCAGCAGCAGCAUCAUCAUCAUCAUCAUCAGACUACGGAAGUCACAGCUUUGCUCUAUGACUUGUACGAACACGAUUCUUGUACGCUUAUUCCUGGUUUCGCCCCUUGUGCUGUGUGUUUUCUUGAGUAUAACUAGCUAUUUGUAACUAUGGCGAAGGUGGAUACCUCCUCUAGCAGACCUUAUCACAUUGUUAUUUUCGGGGCUUCGGGUUUCACCGGGCAGUUCGUGGUUGAAGAGGUGGCCAGGAUCGUGUCGGAGGGCCCGAAUGGGACGCUGAAAUGGGCUGUGGCUGGGAGAAGCAGACAGAAACUGGACAAAGUUCUAGAGCAGGCCGCUGGAGCCCUCGGUAAGCCAGAGCUGAGGACUGCGGUGGAGGUCAUAGUGGCUGAUGUGGGAGAGCCUGAUUCUCUGGCCGCCAUGUGCAAACAGGCUGUCAUUGUUCUCAACUGUGUGGGGCCAUACAGGUUCUGGGGUGAGCCUGUGGUGAAGGCAUGCGUGGAGAACAGCGCACACUGCAUUGACAUCUGUGGAGAACCCCAGUUCCUAGAGAGUAUGCAGUUGAAUUACAACAGCCAGGCAGCUGAUAAGGGAGUGUACAUCGUGGGGGCUUGUGGCUUUGACUCCAUACCUGCAGACAUGGGAGUCCUCUACACCAGGGAACAAUUCAAAGGGACACUUACAGCUGUGGAGAGCUUCCUGACAGCCAGCACAGGACCUGAGGGUGGAUCUAUCAAUGACGGGACAUGGAAGUCGGCCAUCUAUGGUUUUGCUGACAGCGGGAAGCUGCGGAGCCUCAGGAAGAAGUUUGGACACAAACCUCUCCCUGUGGUGGGCUCAAAGAUCAAACGCAGGAGUGCCCUGUUCUAUAGUAAUGAGGUUCAGCAGUAUGCAGUCCCGUUCAUGGGAGCCGACCCCUCGGUGGUGAAGAGAUCUCAACGCUUUCUACUGGAGGAACACCAGGAAACACCUGUCCAGUAUGGUGCAUAUGCAGGAGUAGGAGGUGUGGCCAACAUCGCCAAGAUGCUAUUUGCCGGGAUGAUGUUCUGGUUCCUGGUCAAAUUCGACUUUGGACGAAACCUGCUGAUUAAGUUUCCAGAGUUUUUCUCCUUUGGUUUCUUCUCCAAGGAUGGACCAACCAGAAAGCAGAUGGAGGGUUCAUCCUUCCAGUUUGCGUUCUAUGGAGAGGGCUACACUGAGGGACAGGACCCCAGCCAGGGACGACCCAACGCUAAGAUCCGCACACUAGUCCAAGGACCUGAGGCAGGCUACGUGGCCACGCCCAUCGCCAUGGUACAGGCUGCCAUCACCAUCCUGAACGAACCCACAGCCCUCCCCAAGAAGGGUGGUGUGUACACCCCAGGAGCAGCUUUUUCCAGAACCACGCUGGUGGAGCGCCUCAACAAACAUGGCAUCCAGUUCUCUGUUAUAUAAUGUGUGACCUCCUCUGACCCGACCCCUUACCCCAGGCCAUCAGUAUUGGCACUCCACUGGUGUUCUCACUAAUGGUCAUGCUGCAAAGAGAAAAUUGGCUAUGUCAGCAACAUCUUACUUAGGCUGAAGGUUAGAUUUGUCCUUCCUUCUACCUUUGCAGCAUAGCCCGAUAAGGACCACCCUCUGUCUGACUGGGACUGUAGAGUCUUUUAAGAGACCGUUACUUUAUUGUCAAAUAAUGUCGCCUCGGCUUUAAUAAACUCGCCAGUGGUUGUGCAGUUUGUGUAGAGUAGGACACAAAUGCCUCUUCUCCCCUGUGUGUGGUGGGUGUUCCAUGCCUGUGUGUGGUGGGUGUUCCAUGCCUGUGUGUGGUGGGUGUUCCAUGCCUGUGUGUGGUGGGUGUUCCAUGCCUGUGUGUGGUGGGUGUUCCAUGCCUGUGUGUGGUGGGUGUUCCAUGCCUGUGUGUGGUGGGUGUUCCAUGCCUGUGUGUGGUGGGUGUUCCAUGCCUGUGUGUGGUGUGUGUUCCAUGCCUGUGUGUUGUGCGUUUCAUGCCCGUGCGUUUCAUGCCCGUGCGUUGUGUGUUCCAUGCCCGUAUGCGUGCUGGUGUGUACCUGUGUUUUUCUUUCUCAAUAAAAAGCCUGACUGCAUUGUUAUGGAUGUUCCGGUAAGUUCUAUGUCCUUUCUCUGUUUAGUUUUCAAGCACAUCGUCAGAAACCUUGUUUGAAGAGAAUCAGCACUUAUGAACGUUUUCAGAAAUUCUUCAUUUGUGAACCAUAAUGUGCAGUAUUCCAGUAAUCCAACAGUUUUGCUGGAUCUGUUUUUAAGGAAUGUGCAGCAACAUUACUUACCUGAGAUUGACAAAGCAGUGCUUGUUUGAGUUCAAAACACACAAAGAUGGAGUGACGUGGCUUCUCUGUGUUUCACUGAUUUAUGCGUGUGUGUUGGGGCAGGUUUUGUCCUUGUUCUGUUUGCCUGCUGGGGCUAUAGUUCUUCUCUACCUGACCGAAUAAAACCAAGACUACUGAAGUCAACCAA